AUGCCGAAUUAUCUUUAUGAAAAGCUGAUUUUAUGUGCUUUAGAUACUCCAAUUACAGUAUUGCAGCCUAGUCGUUUCGCUCAGUUUACGCAUAAUCGAUCACCAUAUGCGGCUCAAAUCUCCAACAGAAGAUCUUCCCUAAAUGCUUCUAUGAUUCCCGAUACCGCUACCCCAUAUUUUUCCCUGAAAGGAUCGAGGAUGCUGCAAGGUUAUAAUAUCAGCCCAACCACGACCCCGUCGGAAAAUGCUGCGCGGACGAUCAGUGAUGCUGCUCUGCUCAACGAUAAUCAGAUAUCGCGUGUCUAGUGUACAGUGCUCGUCGUGUUCCUCCUUCAACUUACAAAUACAGUAUAUUACAUGCUGGAUUGAUCCAGCGGCAGGUGCGCAUAUACGGUUCCACUUCGCUUCUACUUAUCUGCUCGCAGCUACGCGUUGUUGUCCUCAAACCGCUUAACUGUUUUGUUUACCAAAGUUACCUCAACCUACCAAAAUAGCUCGAUGAAAUGGAGAUUAUAGCAUAGGCCAGAAAUGCAGUGUUUUUCUGUAUUUUAAUAUUGUGGAUAGAUGGGUUAUAGCCUUGAAUUGUGAAAUGAAUGUGAUCUUCUCUGUGUAUGAUUUAUGAACUCUGCUUGGAACGUUCAAAUUCCCGACUCUUGCCAUUUCCUAAGCACAAACUUUGUUUUUCAUGUUUUACUAGGGACCAUAGGUAUUGUUGCUCACCUCUUCUGUGCAUAUUGAUGAAUUAUUUGUAAUCAUAAUAUCAUACACUGGCCAUUGCUCUAUACCUGAAUGCAUAUAAUACAACCUGAAUAUCAAACGUUGAUCUGAUCAUAAUGCGUUUGUGUUUUUUCCUUCAAAUGCAUUAUCUAUAAUUUUGCUUGUAACUAAUAUAUAUGUUGUAUAACUGAAUGCUAUGAAAUCUUGUCAUUUCUAAAGUUCAAAUAAAAGAUA
Messenger RNA from Cylicocyclus nassatus, 951 nucleotides. The record is from the annotation of a GenBank genome assembly. NCBI's taxonomy places the organism in Eukaryota, Metazoa, Nematoda, Chromadorea, Rhabditida, Strongylidae.